Molecule: messenger RNA, 1779 nt
Organism: Sinocyclocheilus anshuiensis
Lineage: Eukaryota; Metazoa; Chordata; Actinopteri; Cypriniformes; Cyprinidae
Gene: aspscr1
Product: ASPSCR1 tether for SLC2A4, UBX domain containing
Exons: 17
Coding region: 19-1779 (586 amino acids)
Biological process (GO): intracellular protein transport; signal transduction; glucose homeostasis
Cellular component (GO): cytoplasm; vesicle membrane; nucleus
Molecular function (GO): protein binding
Source: RefSeq, a predicted model, not a curated record
CGGUGACGUCACAGUGUCAUGGCGGCGAGCGGCGCGGCUGUGUCGGUUUUAACUCCGAAUGGAAGAAGACAGACCGUCAAAGUGUCUCCAAACACACCUUUAUUACAGGUUCUUGAGGAUGUGUGUAAAAAACACGGCUUUAAUCCAGAUGAACAUGGACUCAAGUUUCAGAGGCUCGUUCUAGAUUUGUCUCUGCAGUGGCGUUUUGCCAGUCUGCCGAAUAAUGCCAAGCUGGAGAUGGUGGUGUGUUCGCGGCCGCAGACGGGAGCUGAGAGCGCGGUGCGGAUCGCGCUGCAGAUGGAGGACGGCUCUCGUCUUCAAGGCUCUUUCUCGAGUGGACAGACGUUAUGGGAUCUACUGACUCACUUUCCUCAAACCAGGACUGAUCUGGACACGUCUGGACCCACGCCAGUGUGUGUUUACAUGAGAGACGAGGUCAGCGGUGAGGAUGCGCUGAAGAAGACGACUCUGAAGUCUCUGGGUCUCACCGGAGGAAGUGCCAUCAUACGUUAUGUGCUGAAAGGCUCUGGCUCCUCGUGUCCUGCUGCAUCCGUGGAUGCGGUCGCUAUGCCAACGGAUGAUGUCGCCAAGACAACCGUAUCACAACCGCUUCCAGUACCACCCGAGGAGCCCGCCCCCGUUCCCAUGGAAACCCCAGCUCCUCCCACUGAGGUCGCUGCCCCGCCGAACCAUCAUCCUGUCAAACAGGAAGAGGAGGAGCCAAGCUCGAGCCGAGAGCAGGGGGUGUGGCCCAAAACUGACCAACCUCCGCAGGCCAAACUAAUGCCACAGGAGGAUGACGAGCGACCUGGGACGUCCCAACAGUGCCAUGGCUCCGCCCCCUCAGCCACGCCCACUGACUUUGUGCCAUUUUCGGGGAGCGGACAGCGUCUGGGAGGAACUGCUGGACUGAAGACGUCCACGUCAUGGUCGUCAUGUGUGUCCGGCAGCCCACCGAAAGCCAAGAAACCCAAACCCAGCCAUGAAAUCAAGCGAUCAGUCAGUGCCAAACAAGUGACGAGGGAUGAAGAGGAAACAGACGAAUUUCUGGAGCCGGUCGACAGGGAGCCGCUGGUCUUCCAUCUGGACUCCGGAGACCGUCACCAUGACGACGCAGAACUUCCUGACGAGUUUUUUGAAGUCACCGUUGACGACAUUCGGAAGAGAUUCGCGCAGCUGAAGAGCGAGAGGAAGGCGCUGGAGGAAGCUCCUCUCGUGACUAACUCUCUGCGAGAGUCUCAGAUGAAGGAGAAGUUGGACAGGUAUCCGAAGGUGGCGCUGAGGGUCCAGUUUCCUGACCGCCACGUUCUUCAGGGCUUCUUCAGACCUCUAGAAACAGUGGCUGCUCUGAGGAGUUUUAUCCAAUCUUACCUGCAGGACCCACAAAUGCAGUUUUACCUGUUUGUUGUGCCUCCCAAAACCAUCCUAGACGAGCCGAAUGUCACUCUGUUCCAGGCGAGUCUCUUCCCUGCUGCUCUCGUGUACUUUGGCUCAGACGUGAGGACAGGUGGUUUCUUGCGCUCUGAUCUUCUGGACGUCAGCGUCUCCACCCUACAGGCUGAUGAACUUAUAGCAGGCUGUAUGCCGCACUCUCCUCCGCCUGUCUCUGAAGACGACCCACCGCCUGCUCCCGAGUCAUGUGACUCCUCCGGCCAGCGGGGGGCGACGGAGGACGGCUGUGAUGCUCAGACGCCGGCGGUCAGACCGCUGAAGACCGACCCCGGCAAAGUGCCCAAAUGGCUCAAACUGCCAGUUUUAGUUAACUAUAACAUGAGUUAA